AUGGAGAUGGGUGCACUGGUCGUAAAGGCAUUUCUUCAGCAAAGAACAAAAGUAAUGACAAGGCAGCACAGGUAUCGUGAAGGCGAAAACUCAACUAGCUAUCCCGCUUGCCAGAACACAUCCCGAAGAGCGGUACAGAAAUGCAAGAGGCACGCACGGAGGAACAAACGGAGUUAUUCAUGCUACCCGUUAGUUCCCGGGCCUUCUGCGGCAAGGCGGUUGUUGGGUAGAAUUAGGCGGGACGAGCCGAAAGGAUGUGCCAUGAGCAAGCAGGAAGCCGAUAACGAAGGCGAGUGGAAGAAAAAUGACUGCGAAGUCAAUGAGUCUAGAUCUCAAUGGUAUAACCCCCCCAGGAAAAAAGCAAAAGGCGCAGAAACGACAGGAACAAAUGAAAGCGAACAAAGGGAAAAGAUGAAACCAAAAAACAGUUGUUGCCAAUUCUAUCCCAUCCGUCUAUGUGGUAAACGCCGAACAGAAGAAAGACCCAAGAGAGGAAAAGCCAUUUUUUUGGAGCAAAAGGAGAACAAAGGAGGAAGAGAGACGAGGGGGCGGCAGGGGAUCGAAACGCCGGAAAGACGAGGAAGGACGACAGAUAUUGUUGGGCCAGAUCGAAGCGACCAGAAGAAAGAGAAAGCUGGUCGGGCUGUUUUGAAAUCUCUGGUCAAGUAG
Trichophyton rubrum CBS 118892 is the source of this 669-nucleotide messenger RNA. RefSeq lists its product as uncharacterized. NCBI's taxonomy places the organism in Eukaryota, Fungi, Ascomycota, Eurotiomycetes, Onygenales, Arthrodermataceae. The coding region runs from base 1 to 669 and encodes 222 amino acids. The transcript has a single exon. The record is from RefSeq and is a predicted model, not a curated record.